Messenger RNA from Erigeron canadensis, 596 nucleotides. Its product is annotated as auxin-responsive protein SAUR50-like. The transcript has a single exon. Gene Ontology annotation, biological process: response to auxin. NCBI's taxonomy places the organism in Eukaryota, Viridiplantae, Streptophyta, Magnoliopsida, Asterales, Asteraceae. The coding region runs from base 91 to 402 and encodes 103 amino acids. The record is from RefSeq and is a predicted model, not a curated record.
CAUUAACAAAGUACACCAUUCUCUCUCUCUCUCAUAACACCACUUGCUAAAAUAGAAAUUAAUUAAAAAGAGAAAUAUCUAAAUUCCCAAAUGGCCUUCAUGAAGUCAUCAUCAAACAAGCUCUCAUCACAAGCAGUACUUUUGAAGCAAAAGAGAGGUUCAAGCUCAGGAAAGAAACAACACAAUGAGAAUAAUAAUGUACCCAAGGGACAUUUCGUUGUUUACGUUGGUAAUAAUCGUAGCCGAUAUGUGAUACCCAUUUCGUUCUUGUCACGUCCCGAAUUCCAGAGCCUGCUUAGGGAAGCCGAAGAAGAGUUCGGGUUUGAUCAAGAGAUGGGCCUAACCAUUCCUUGUGAAGAACAAGUUUUUAUUGAGUCACUUACUUCAUUGCUCCGGUUUUGAAAACAUAUCGAUUAUAUAUCGACUGUUACUACUUAAUUUCUUUUUCUUUAUUAUAGUUAGUAUAGAUCAAUCUAGCUAACCGUGCAUUAAGAGACAAUUUGAGGUUAGACCCAUAAUAUGGAAUGGGUUUUUUCUUAAUGUAUUUCCUUUUCUAAUUUCUUGUUCCUAUAUAUAUAUAUCGAUAUUUUUAUAUA